AGACCCUGGAGACGUAGGAAUUGGGGUGUGAGAGGAAGAGAUGAAUGCGUAUUUUGAAGCUCUGCACAGAACAUUGUAGGAGACGCUUCACUGCCAGCAGUGGCAAGGAUUCGGGAGAAAGAGGCAGGAUGAAGCUUGCUCCUGGAAAGGAGAGGGCCAUGGGGAACAAAAAGAGUUGGGAUGUGGAGCUCAAUGGGACUGUGCUUGUGCCAGAGACAAAGGAAAAUCCACGGAAGGGGAAGGAUGAGCUUGAAGAAAGAGGCCAGUGGACCAACAAAGUAGAGUAUGUACUUUCUGUGGCUGGAGAGAUCAUCGGUCUGGGAAACGUUUGGCGGUUUCCUUAUCUCUGCUACAAGAAUGGAGGUGGGGCCUUCUUAAUUCCAUAUGCCAUCUUCCUCUUUAUCUGUGGAAUUCCAGUCUUCCUCUUGGAGACAGCCUUGGGACAAUACACCAGUCAAGGAGGAAUCACUGCCUGGAGAAAGAUCUGCCCUAUCUUUGAAGGAAUUGGAUAUGCUUCACAAGUGAUUGAAUCCUAUCUGAAUAUUUAUUACAUUGUCAUACUGUCUUGGGCCCUAUUUUACCUCUUUAACUCCUUCUCAUCUGUAUUGCCCUGGUCCAAUUGCAACAAUUACUGGAACUCAGAGUUUUGUGUGGAGGUUCUGAAUGUCUCCAACUCUGGGAAUAAUACUAACGCCACCUCUCCAGUUAUCGAGUUUUGGGAGAGGCGAACGCUGAAAAUAACAGAAGGCCUUCACGAUCUGGGCACUGUGCGCUGGGAGUUGGCUCUCUGCCUCUUGCUGGCCUGGAUCAUCUGCUAUUUUUGCAUCUGGAAAGGAGUCAAAUCCUCUGGCAAAGUAGUCUACUUCACUGCCACUUUCCCUUACCUAAUGUUGAUUGUGCUGCUAAUUCGAGGAGUCACUCUCCCUGGGGCGUUAGAUGGAAUUAUAUUCUACUUAAACCCAGACGUUUCGAGAUUGGCUGAUCCUCAGGUAUGGAUGGAUGCAGGCACUCAGAUCUUCUUUUCAUAUGCCAUUUGCCAAGGAUGCUUGACAGCUCUUGGCAGCUACAACAAAUAUAACAACAAUUGUUACAGAGAUACCUUCAUGCUCUGUUUCCUGAACAGUGCCACAAGCUUUGUGGCGGGCUUUGCCAUCUUCUCUGUCUUGGGCUUCAUGGCGCAGGAACAAGGUGUCCCCAUUUCGAAAGUAGCUGAAUCAGGUCCUGGCCUAGCAUUUAUUGCUUACCCCAAAGCAGUAACCAUGAUGCCUAUAUCUCAGCUGUGGGCCUGUUUGUUCUUCCUUAUGUUGAUCUUCUUGGGGCUGGACAGUCAAUUUGUCUGUGUCGAGAGCUUAGUAACUGCCAUCGUUGACUUGUUCCCGGAAGUCUUCCGUAAGAAAGGACGUAGGGAGCUGCUGAUCCUGGCCAUUGCUGUGAUCUGCUAUCUCAUUGGCUUGCUGCUGGUCACGGAGGGUGGGAUGUACAUCUUCCAGCUGUUUGAUUAUUAUGCAGCCAGCGGCACCUGCCUUCUCUUUCUUGCCAUCUUUGAAGUCAUCUGCAUUGCGUGGGUUUACGGAGCUGAUCGUUUUUAUGACAAUAUUGAAGAUAUGAUUGGCUACAGACCCUGGCCCCUGAUUAAAUAUUGCUGGCUCUUCCUCACACCUGGUCUUUGUCUGGCUACCUUCCUGUUUUCACUCAUUAAAUAUGAACCCCUCAAAUACAACAACGUUUAUGAAUAUCCUCCGUGGGGGAUAGCAGUCGGUUGGGUGUUGGCCUUGUCCUCUAUGAUCUGCGUACCGUCCUACAUUAUAUUCAGCUUCCUGAAAACCAAAGGAUCUUUCAAAGAGCGCUUACGCCAGCUCACUACUCCAUCAGAAGACUUGCCCCAGCCAAAGAAGCAUCUGAUGGGCACUUCUGGACGUGAAUGUUCUGAUGUGGGAUCCCAGCGUCCAGUCAAGGAAGUGCUUGGCAAGACGGGGAAGGAAACCAACUUCUAGAGCUUUCUGACAUUCUGGAAGAGUCUCUUCAUAUUUCUGAAGACGUCUACUUCUAUCCAGGUUGAGUUUCCUCCAAGGUCUUCCUUAUUCUCUUAAGAUGUCAGCAAUUUCUAAGAACGGAUCACUGGAUUGAAAGGAACCAACCCUUGCUUUUUCCAUCAGCACAAGAGCAACUGUAAAGUCAUCGCGGUGAAGAGGACCACAGCUCAAGAUCUUCAUGAAAUUCUUCUCAUUGACAUCGUUGGAGAAGGGAACUAUGCUGCAUAUACACUCUAUCCUUGAACUGUGUUGUUUUCUGUUUGCAAGAAUUAAAUACACAGCCUGAUCAGUACCUGAAAGCCACCUGUUGAAGCUGGUCAACCUGACUCAUCCUUUCUUUAAUCAUUCUUCCACUGCUACCUCUACUCUUUGAUGCCAUGUCAACGAUUCUGUGAAAAAAACCCUAAUCCAGGAACCUCUGAGAUUAGCUAAAUGUGUGUGACAGCAGGAUGAAUGCAUCUUGGACAACUUUGAUGGAUUACUCUUUUUUUUUUCUAUUGUUCUCAAUGGUUUACAUUAAUGUGUACAGGUGAAGGCAAAUAUCAUACCACUCUGUUUGGACUUUCUAAAUUAAAGUUGAUUGAACAGUCUCUCCCGCUGGGGUUGCCCAGAGGAGGGGAAAAUGGCAAAUCGGAAGCAAAAUAAUUUUGUGAGAUACUUUCCUUCACAUUCUCUCUUUCAUCUUUUGGAGAAAAGAUUGGCACCAAAAGGCUGACAGUCCUUCAGUUUGAAAUACCUCAUCUGACACUGCUCCGUGUGACAUCCUUAAGUUGGUGGAAAACUAGAGAAAAAAAUGUGACUCGAAUGGGAGCUGCUGUAAAAAAGGAAACGCCAAAAUUGCCUUAGUGUGUGUGGGAAACACAUAAGAAAGAACCAACUUGGGAAUAGCAAUAGCACUUAGACUUAUAUACUGCUUUACAAUGCUUUACAGCCCUCUCUAAGUGGUUUACAU
Thamnophis elegans (Western terrestrial garter snake) is the source of this 2985-nucleotide messenger RNA. It is a transcript of the gene SLC6A12, whose product is annotated as solute carrier family 6 member 12. The transcript is spliced from 15 exons. The record is from RefSeq and is a predicted model, not a curated record. Gene Ontology annotation, cellular component: membrane. Lineage: Eukaryota; Metazoa; Chordata; Lepidosauria; Squamata; Natricidae. The coding region runs from base 45 to 1994 and encodes 649 amino acids. Gene Ontology annotation, biological process: sodium ion transmembrane transport.